GCUCUAUCCGAUAUAACUAUAGCGAUGCGACACUUACGACUUCUUCAAAUCUCAUUCAAAGAAACUUGCACCCGCACAGAAUGACUGACCUCAACAGACUGCGUCCAUGCGGCAGACUCGAAACUUACAGCACCGCGCGGCAUCAUCUAGGAUUUUACAAGAGUGUUGGCUUUACCGCAGAAUACGUAACAUCCGAAAUUCCUCAACUGUCUCUCGAGGAUCGGGUCUACUUUGCGCUUCGACACGUUAUCGCCGAGCAUCCAAUCCUGAGCGCUAUCGCUGUGAACGAGGACCAAUCUUACCCUAAUGUGUACUUUGCGCACCUACCCGGAAUUGACCUGCGUACCUGCGUGGAGAUAUGUGAGCGCAAGAAGUCGUUUCCGAACGAUGGCGAGACGGAUGAAGAACUCGACGAGAUGUUAGCACAACAACAUAGCCGCGGCUUCAAGGAAGGAUUGAGAUCGAAGCCUUACUGGCGCUUACUCGUUUUCAAGUCACCAACCGAUGUGACUAGAUUCACUGCGACAUGGAUGUGGCAUCAUGCUUUGGCAGAUGGAGCGUCAGCUUUCCUGUUCCACGAGUCAUUCCUGGGUGGCCUGAAUUCUCCAGAAACGGAAAGCAACGUAGAGCCAAUGGUCAAGUCUUCGACUAUGGCUCUACCACCACCGCUAGAGGAGCUGCACCCAAUGACGGUCUCAUGGCCAUAUUUCAUCCAAGCCAUACUUGGAGCCUUGCUGCCUUCAGUGUUCGCAAAGCGACCUCCGAAGCUCUGGACAGGUAACCCUGUGCAGCAAGACGCAGAACCACUUCCGCAGCCUCGAUAUCACACGCUUGUUCUGUCGAAACCAACCACAGAUAAAUUGGUACAGCUCAGUCGAGCCGAGAAAACAAGCAUGACAGCAACGUUGCAAUGUCUCAUCGCGGCAUCGCUCUUCGCACAUCUUCCAGCCCAAGACUAUGAGAAGCUCAAGAUCGAGGGGCCGAUAGCUAUGAAGAGAUUUUUGGACGUCGAGGAAAAGCAGAUGACACUUGCGAUGACACAGUAUGGAUACCACCAUGAGCGCCUUGCGUCGCAAAAUCUUCAGGGCCUAGCAAAGUCUAGCGUCCUGGAUCAGUUCUCAUGGGACAUUGCACGAGCAGUCAAGUCCGCCAUCUCUGCGGAAGUCGCCAAAGCUGGUACGGAUAACUCUAUUGCGCUGCUGAAGUAUGUGUCUUCGAUGCCACAAUUCUUCCUCGAUAAGCUGGGCAAGCCUCGGUAUCCUUCUGCAGAGCUGUCCAAUGUAGGUGUAUGGAAGAACAAGCAAAAGCCGGGAAACUGGGCUAUCGGAAGGAUGGUGUUCAGCCAGUCACCUAAUGUUGUAACAAGUCCUUUGGCCGUCAGCGUCGUGACUGGUGGCGAUGGUAAUGCGACCUUGAACUAUUGCUGGAUACAGGACGCUGUAGAGGAUGAGUUCAUAUGGAAGGUCAUUGAAGGAGUAAAAGGCGCCAUUGAAGGUUUGGUGGCUGGACAUGAUGCAUAACUGAAGUGUAUGCAGGUUGUAACACCAGCGAUUCCUUAGUUACGAUCGCCAAUCCCUGCCUCCAUAUAGAUCUCACCACUAAUAUGAAGCUUCGAGAAUACCACCGCACAGGAAUACUUUUGUUUCCGGUCAGAUCAAAUCACAUUGUUGCCGAUAACGACACUGGUGGAUUGCCUCUAAAAGUCGAGGAAGAGAAUUAGGUAUAUGGGAGAGCUGAUUCCUACCAAGUUUUACCACAAUCAUACCACAAAGCGCUCAACUCACGCA
Alternaria alternata is the source of this 1787-nucleotide messenger RNA. RefSeq lists its product as hypothetical. NCBI's taxonomy places the organism in Eukaryota, Fungi, Ascomycota, Dothideomycetes, Pleosporales, Pleosporaceae. Bases 81 to 1520 code for a protein of 479 amino acids. Gene Ontology annotation, molecular function: N-acetyltransferase activity. The record is from RefSeq and is a predicted model, not a curated record. The transcript has a single exon.